Syngnathus acus (greater pipefish) is the source of this 1015-nucleotide messenger RNA. It is a transcript of the gene znf706, whose product is annotated as zinc finger protein 706. The record is from RefSeq and is a predicted model, not a curated record. The transcript is spliced from 3 exons. The coding region runs from base 328 to 558 and encodes 76 amino acids. NCBI's taxonomy places the organism in Eukaryota, Metazoa, Chordata, Actinopteri, Syngnathiformes, Syngnathidae.
CAACCUGGCAGAAAAGCGGAAUGACAUUUCGAACAACAGCGCCACCACAUUGGUAUAUUUUCAGACUAAAAAACAUCUUUAACAUCCUUGUGCACCCCUGAUUGUACAAGGACUUAAAGAGAAGUGUUCAUCGGACAAUGAUGAUAUUGUUUUUUUUUCUCGUAUAAGUGUGGAUAGUUGGAUCCCAAACACUUGUGUUUACGAUAGUCUUUGAAUCUACCAGUGACGUCAUCUUGUCGGUGUGAAAUUAGCAGCUGUCACAUUUUUUGUUGCGGGUUCGUUGGAACAAGUACGACUCCUAUACUAUUUUUACGAGAUUUGUUCACCAUGGCCCGCGGACAUCAGAAGUUCCAGUCGCAGCAGAAGAACGCCAAGAAGCAGGCAGAGAUGAAGAAGGCGAAGGGGCACGACCAGAAGACGGCGGCCAAGGCAGCGCUUGUCUUCACCUGUGCCGUGUGCCGGUCCCAGAUGCCUGACCCCAAAACCUUCAAGCAGCACUUUGAGAGCAAGCAUCCCAAAUCACCUCUCCCCCCCGAGCUGGAAGGCGUGGAGGCAUAAAAACCAAAGUGUCCGCCACCCUUUGCCCUCCUCUCUCACUUGGAAGAUGACUACUUCGGUGAGGCUCCUCUUGUACCAGCUGUGCACUCUUCUUGAUUCUUUUUGAUUUAAAACAUUAAGAGUGAUGUCGCCAAAUGGGAAAUGAAAAGUAAAUGAACCAUAUAGGUUUGAUUUGCCGCCCGGUGACAAAUGAAGACUUCUUGAUGUGUCCUGCACAUGGAAUAAUUGUCUGCUGAGCCAUCAUCGUGACGGUUAUAUUUUUUUCCCCCUAGCGCUGCUCUUGCGCCAGGGUUCGACCUGGUUUGGGGGCCGUGCACGUGAUUUCAAUGACUUCUAUCGUAAGAGGGGUCAUAGUGCUAACACGUGUCAUUGUUUAACACUGUAUUGGUCUCACCUCGCUAAUUCUAAACCUCAAUAUUGGCUCGUCACUAACUGGCCAGGCUGCUAAUAAAAAAAA